This is a messenger RNA of Synchytrium microbalum, 783 nucleotides long. RefSeq lists its product as uncharacterized. The transcript has 4 exons. Lineage: Eukaryota; Fungi; Chytridiomycota; Chytridiomycetes; Synchytriales; Synchytriaceae. The record is from RefSeq and is a predicted model, not a curated record. The coding region runs from base 1 to 783 and encodes 260 amino acids. Gene Ontology annotation, cellular component: nucleus.
AUGGUACCACCACAAUUACUGCCUUUGAACACAAACUUGACGAGCAUGUUUCAGCCGCUUUUGAGGCAUUCUAAUGAGGCCGAAAACCCAGAUUAUGGUUUGCCUGAAUAUGCAUAUAACAGCUUUGACGAUACGUCUUCCUUGACUGAUGAAGACAGAAGUUCAUCUAUAAACUCACCAUUCAGCUAUAACGAUCGCUACUUUGCUGACUUUGGAAGUCUGCUGUCGACUUCGAUAAACGUGGCCUCAGUCCUGCCGAUGCAGACCGGGUAUGAGAUGUUACGACCAGAAGGAGAUGAGCUGCUAAAUCCUGAGGAUGUAAUCAAGGCGUCUUCCUCGUCGUCUUCGGAUAUGCCACUACCAGCGUUGAAGCUUGAUGUUGGGUUGCAAGCGUAUGAUAAUGCAGAACCGAUAACACCACCUUCUACUCCUUUGAUAUCUACAAAAUCGAAGUUUCUACACUCUCGCAGUGCUAGUAGUCCAGGUGGCAGCAAACGAGGGAGGAAAAGACGUGAAGGUCGAUACGAAUGUCCUGACUGCCAUAAGGGAUUCAAAAGGCCUUGGAAUCUCAAGAGCCAUAGGAUCAUCCACACGGACACUUGGGAUUUCUUUUGUGAACACUGCUCAAGAGGUUUCAGAAGAGCCAAUGACUUGAAGAGGCACUUGAGGCUCCACACAGGAGAACGCCCAUACCAAUGUAACACAUGUCUUAAAUCAUUCUCGAGACCGGACAAUGCUAGUACUCAUGUAUGCCAUGGACCACCAUGUAGAGAGGGAAUGUAA